Aspergillus piperis CBS 112811 is the source of this 970-nucleotide messenger RNA. RefSeq names its product glycerol uptake facilitator. The coding region runs from base 88 to 945 and encodes 285 amino acids. Gene Ontology annotation, biological process: glycerol transmembrane transport; water transport. The record is from RefSeq and is a predicted model, not a curated record. Gene Ontology annotation, molecular function: water channel activity; glycerol channel activity. Gene Ontology annotation, cellular component: plasma membrane. The transcript is spliced from 2 exons. Lineage: Eukaryota; Fungi; Ascomycota; Eurotiomycetes; Eurotiales; Aspergillaceae.
CAAACCUCCAAAACAGUCCAUCUCUACCACGGUACUCCUACAAUUCUCCCUAAUUCACACGUUCGGAAGGCGAACAUCCUCAUAGCCAUGUUCCUCAACACUGGCCUCUCCCGAAAAGCUCUCAAACCAUAUGUCGCUGAGUUUCUUGGAACGGCUCUCCUGAUCGUCAUCGGCGAUGGCGUCGUCGCUCAGUGUCUCCUUUCCGACUACCAGUAUGGCACUUGGCUCUCGAUCAACAUUGCCUGGGCCGCAGCUGUCUGCAUCUCUGGCUACCUUUCCGACCCCGGUCCAACUAUCAACCCAGCUGUGACUAUCUGCAUGGCUCUCGUCCGUCCCACUCCCGGACAAUGGCGUAAACUUCCCGGCAAACUCUUUGCUCAGUUCCUUGGUGGCUUUGUCGGUGCCGCCAUUGUGUAUAUCAACUACCGCUCUGCCAUCAAAGACUGGGACCCUGAGUUCACCAUUCCUGGCGGCUCAAUCCUGAGUCCCCGUGGACACCACUCCGCUGGUAUCUUUUCGACUUACCCUGCUGCAUUCUUCGAGUCGAAUUGGGAGGCCGCAUUCUCGGAGUUGCUCGGGUCUGCAGUCUUGAUGUUUGGUAUUCUGAGCAUCUCGGAUCCGGUCAAUGCGAUCAGAUUCCAUUCGCCUCAGGUGACAGUGUUCUUCCUGCUUACUGCUAUUGGAGCUGCGCUGGGCUGGCAGACUGGCUAUGCUAUCAACCCCGCUAGAGAUUUCGGUCCUAGACUGUUCUCUGCUUUCAUCUAUGGCAGAGAAGUCUUUACCGCGGCCAACUAUUAUUUCGUUGUGCCUAUUUUCGCUCCUAUUGUCGGUUGUAUCGUCGGUGCUGCCACUUACGACUCCUUCCUCUAUGAGGGAGACGGGUCGCGUAUCACCGACGCUCUGGACAAUGUCGAAGAUCGCGAUGGCGCUCUGCGGUUGCACUAAGCUACGUUACUAGCUGUGGCUGAUA